This is a messenger RNA of Drosophila ananassae, 11280 nucleotides long. RefSeq names its product insulin-like receptor. The coding region runs from base 1705 to 8070 and encodes 2121 amino acids. Gene Ontology annotation, molecular function: ATP binding; insulin receptor substrate binding; insulin receptor activity. NCBI's taxonomy places the organism in Eukaryota, Metazoa, Arthropoda, Insecta, Diptera, Drosophilidae. Gene Ontology annotation, cellular component: insulin receptor complex; membrane; axon. The transcript is spliced from 14 exons. Gene Ontology annotation, biological process: glucose homeostasis; positive regulation of kinase activity; protein phosphorylation. The record is from RefSeq and is a predicted model, not a curated record.
CAAAACACUUGAAAAAUUGAGAAAAUGAAAACACUAGGCAAAAUUUAGUGUCAAACGGGCGCUCCAAGAGAAACAUCAAGAGCCACGGAAGUCACGGAUAGUGUGUUGAUCGCAAAAAUAAAUAAAAAUACAAGAAGAACGGACGCGGUUAAGCUAGCUAGCUACAAUAAAAAAAAAAAGUGUAAGUGUAACUGGCAAAAAAAAAAAAUUUCCCAAAAAUUGUGAAAUCGCUGGGGGAAAAAUGUCCGUCCGGCAUUAAGUGAAAUUUGUUAACAAAAAUUGUUAAAUGCUAGGUGAAGUACAACGCGGGGCAAUUGUUGGCCAGGAGGCGCGGUUUUUAACGGAUUAUCGCCAGCCGCAAGUGAAAAAGAACAUUUUCGAACGGACGCCGGAAUACUACGCGCUGUUUUGUGACAAAAUACAAGGCAUUUAACGCAUUUCCUGAAUGGAAGAUACGUAAAUAAAGUCGAAUAUUUAGCGCUGGGAGUCGGAAUAGUCUUAAAAAGUAUAUGGAAACGAGCGGCGGCGCCCGAAAUUCCAUGAAAUACAAGUGGCGUUUUUUUUUUUUUUCGUCCGCUGUGGUGAGAGUGCCAAUAUUCGAGUGUUGUGUGUGUGAGUGGUGGUCUGUGUGUGUGUGUUAAAUCCACGGUAAAUAAAUAAAUAAAAUUUUAUACACACACACACACACACACACAUACGAGCGCGUACAUAGCGGUACAUAGAGCAUGUUGUGAAGUUGCGGCGCAAAAAGAAAGCACGCGAAUAAAACAUAAGAAAAAAGAAAAGAAAAAAAAAAAUGUAAUUACGCCUGCGUCUGAGAAAGUGCGUCGUUCUAUUUUGAAAUCGAUACCAAAAUAAAUUUUGUAAGAAAAGUGACAGAAAAACAAAGGCGGCAACUACAACUACAACAUAUAUCAACAACAACAACAAAAUAUAAUAAUAAUAAUAAUGAUUAGCGGGAAAUGGGAUGUAAAAAGUUCGACGACAACAAGAUGCAUCAUUGAGAUCGAGAUCACGUGGAAAGAUCAUCGAGAGUGCUGCCACCAAGGUGUGAAAGUGAAAAUCAUGUGAAAAAGAGUGCAGAAAAGAAAAGAAAAUUCAAGAAAAGAAAAGAUCAACAAGACAACAAAGAAAAAAAAUAAGGAAAAAUCAUGAAAAAUGAUAACCUAAAUAAAUCAAAUUGCUAGUCAGAAAAAAAAUAAAAAGAAAGAGAUAAUAAAAAUAAAAAACAUAAAAUACCAACAAAGAAAGAGAGGUGUAUAGAGAGAGAGAGAGAUAGAGAGUGCAUUUUGCAGUUUUCUUUAUUUUUUUAAAUUAAAAGAAAACUAUUACAAUUUAAAAAAUAUUAAAAUCAAAAAUUUUAAUCAAGAUACCAUUUGUGGGAAGAAUUCUACAAAUCUUAAAAAAGAGUUUAUGUUACAAAAGGCGGCACUAAAACAAGCGUUUCAACUUUAAAAGCGAGAAAAAGCAUUCCAACAACAACCACAACACCAACAACAACUGGAGUUUAUUAUUUUUUGUAUUUUAUUUGUUUUUUUUUUUUUGUUGCCAAAGGGAGCGGGACGAAAGGAGCGCUGGCACUGCCAUGAUUACCUAGCAGAGGUGUGGCUGAAGAGACCCACGAUAUGAACUCUUAAAAAAUACAAAAAACUAACAAAAUAUAAAGGCAAUAUACAAAAAAAAAAAAAACAGAAAUAAAAUAAAAUGCUAGAAAUACAGAAACAACACCACAAUAUGUUCAAUAUGAAACGGCAAACGAAAAGCAAAUUAAAGUUGCAAAAAAUUCAAGAAAUUUAUUUAAAAAGUGAGGCUCCAACAACAACAACAACAGGAGGAGGAGAAGGAGGAGCAACUAAUGAGGUAUUAGCAACAGCAACAACAACAACAAGAGGAGUAGCAGCAGCAGGAGAAGCAACAAGAACGCUUAGCAACAUUUGUGUCUUGUGCCGGCAGAGGAUGUCGUCGGGAACAUGUUGCUAUCGGCAAGCAGUGGAAGAAGAAGCAGUAGACUCCCCUCCCACAAGCAGUUCGCGAGAAAGCAGUUUUCGCGCCCAAAGCAGUGGAUACUGUUCAAAACUAUUAGCCGUUGUUCAAUUAAAAUUUGAGCCCUUCCUCAAGCGCAUGGCAUUUUUUAUUGGUACGGCCAAUGAAACGAGCACCUUCCACAAGCGACGUCGACGAGAGCAGCGGCAACAACAACAACAGCACACAAGAUUUCUAAAUUUUACAAAAUUCCUAUUGCUGUUACAAGCACUAGCAGCAGCUGCAACAACAAGACUGACAUCAUGCCGCAACAACAACAACAACAACAACAACAACAAUAACAAAAACAACAACCAGCAACAAUUAGCAAGUAAUCAUGCCACAUCACAACUUCAAUCAAGAAGGCAACAAAAACAUCAAUUUUGUAAUAAUUACAAUAAUCAUAUGGUGAUGAUGAGAUUUGCCGCUUUGGCAUUCAUCUGCGAGCUACUGCUCAUGAAUGUGGUGGCAGCCAUGGUCUACGAGCAGACCCAGAGGUUGCAGCAUCAACAGUUGCAACUCCCAGGGCCACCAGACGAUCUAUCCGAUAGACUGGAAGUCCUGCGCGACAAAAUACGAUUAGAAAGAGCCGCCACCGCCGCCAGCCAACCGAACCAACCGAUGCGAUUGUCAAGAGAUGAAUACCCUUGCAAAUCAAUGGACAUACGGAAUACAGCCGAUUCUGUCAACUAUCUGGCCAAUUGCACCAAGAUCGAGGGCUUCCUACUCAUAUCCCUGAUAGACGCACCACAAAUCAUAACCGGCACCUUUCCCCUUCUCACGGAGGUCACCGAGUUCAUUAUCGUGUAUCGGGUGUGGGGCCUCGAAUCCCUGGCCCAACUCUUUCCCAACCUGAGUGUUAUUCGUGGGAAUGCGUUGUUCGACGGCUACUCGCUGAUGGUCCACUCCAAUCCGAACCUCAAGUACGUCGGUCUGACCAAGCUCCGGUCGAUCACCAACGGAGGAGUAAGGAUCGAGAAGAAUGCGAAUCUUUGUUACGCAAACACCAUCGAUUGGUUGCACAUUAUGGCGGAUAAUGCCACGGCCUGGGAUGUGGCUGUGGUGAACGGAGAUCUGAGCUCCUGCGAGGCAUGUCCUGUGAAGUCCAGGUCCGGUGGCAGCGAUGACACUGGGAUCAGUUGUAAGCAGUACCCUGGCAAGAAGAGCUACUGUUGGAACUCCAACUCCUGCCAGACAAUUUGUCCGGAGAGGUGUCGUGAUAACUGCAUCGAUGAGAACACCUGCUGCAGCAAGUCGUGCCUGGCCGGCUGUGUCCGGGACAGUAAUGGCAACGAGAGCUGCAUCCGAUGCCGUCAUGUCUCGGUCAACAACACCUGCGUGGACUCUUGUCCACCAAACUAUUUCCGGUAUGAACAGCGCUGUGUUACGGCGGAGAUGUGCCUGAAGAUGGGCACGAAAUUCGAGAAUGCAGAGCUGCCGCUGGUCCCCUUCCAGGGCGUGUGCAGCACCAGGUGUCCCCUGGGCUACGAACUGAAGAAUAAGACCUGUGUCAAGUGCAUCAACUCCUGUGAGAAGGAGUGCCCGGCGACCCUGAUUGAUAGCUUGGUCCGGGCAAGGGAGUUCCACGGCUGCACCGUCAUCAACGGAGGCAAAGACAUGCCCCUGACCAUAAGCAUCAAGCGGGAAGGAGAUUCCCAUGUUAUGGAGGCCCUGGAGUAUGGAUUCUCUGCCGUGCACACUAUUAAGGGCUCCCUGAAGGUUCAUCUCACCUAUGGACUGACCUCGCUGCGUUUCUUCCAAUCCCUUCGCGAAAUCACCGGCGAGACACUGCAGGACGAUCUGUUUGCACUGUACGUGCUGGAGAACAAUGACUUGGAGGAGAUCUGGGCGCCCAAUCAGACUGUGUUCAUCCGGAAUGGCGGCGUGUUCUUUCACUUCAACCGAAGGCUCUGUGUCGCCACCAUCAACACGCUGCUGCCCAUGCUGGCCAGCAAGCCGCCGUUCUUCAACAAGAGCGAUGUGGCCACCGAUUCGAAUGGAAAUCGAGGAACCUGCGGCACCUCCCCCCUGCAAGCUCGCGUCGUGAGGGUCAACGCCAAGGCGGCCAGUGUUUGGGUAAACAAGGACAUGAUUUCGGAGGGCGAGAAGGAGAACAGCACGGCAACGAUUGUGUUCAAGGACCCGCGUGCCUUCAUCGGUUUCCAGUUCCUUCACGCCCUCGAUCCGCACGGCAACAUCACCAAGAGCAGCGACCAGCCCUGCGACGACACCUGGACGGUCAGUGCUCCGACCAAGGAUGGUCAAUACAUCUUCGAUAAUCUGCGACCAUAUACGAACUACGCCUUCUAUGUCCGCACCAUGGCCAUCUCCUCGGAGACGACCAAUGGCCAGAGCGACAUAAUUCGUUUCCGGACAGAUCCCUCCCAGCCAUCGCAAGUACGGAACGUGGAGGCAGUUUCCAACUCGGACACUACAAUUGAUAUCACUUGGAACCCACCUAGCUUUCCCUACGGCGAAAUGAGCCACUACGAAGUGGUCAUCAAGCUGAUCAACGACACCAACGAGAACCUGACCCGCAACUACUGCAAAGAUCCCAUUACCAAAUACACUGACGACGACCCGAAACCAAAGCCUGCCCUGCCGGAGAAGGUUCUGGACACCGACAACGGAAAAUGCGAUUGUGAGAAUAAGCGCAAGACCGGCGGCGCCCAGGAGUACGACGAUCGAAAGAUUCAUGUGGGCAUUGAGUUCGAGAAUGCCCUGCAGAACUUUGUGUAUGUGCGGAAGACAGUUCCGUCCGACAAGAAAGGCUCCAAUGGCACAGCCAAGGGCUCUGCCUCCGAUAUGGCAGCUUUAGAGUCGAACGCCAUCGGCGGAAAUGUUCGUCGCAAAAGAGAAAUCGAUCUUGAGCUGGAAUCCGAGAUGAUGGAUAUCCACAGCAGCUUCCUUCUCAGGCAUGUCCGGUCCACACGAAAGUCGGGACUGAAGUUCUUCCCGACGGAUACGAAGAAAGCCCACAACGAAACGAGCAAGAUGUCGGCGAACAAGAAGUUCUAUGAGAUAUUCGUGGGCAAGGUGCCGGCCAAUCAGACGUUCUUCACGUUCCUACAGCUCCAUCACUUCACCCAGUACGAGAUCUAUGUGUAUGCCUGCCGCAAGGAGAUCCAGGACAAGAACGAUUCCGAGCCACUCUGCAGUCACGCCAACGAGAUCUAUUGGAAGACAAAGAAGAAGGAUGACGCGGACACUGUUACGGAUUUGAAUGUGGAACUGGGGAAUGCCAACAAUACAAGGCCGGCGGUUAAGGUGUUCUGGAAGCCCCCAGCCGAUCCCAAUGGCCAGAUCAUCUCCUACGACCUGGAGUAUACGCUGCUGGGCGAGGGUCAGGAGCAGACCAAGUGCAUCUCCGCCUCAGAUUACAACAAUCUGACCGAGGGCUAUGAACUGAAGCUCACCGAGGGCGAGUACAGUUUCCGAGUGCGGGCCAAUACCUUCGCUGGAUAUGGAAUGUACACUAAACUGGCCUACCAGAAGGUGCCGUCGCCGCAAAGCUUUGUAAAGCACCUGAUCUGGAUACUGUGCAUCACUGUGGUGCUAGUGGCCACCGCUCUGGUGCUCGCCCUGCGUUCCCUGCGCGCCAAGAAGCGGCCCAACGAACUGCACAUCAACACGGAGGUGAAUCCCUUCUAUGCCAGUAUGCAGUAUGUGCCGGACAGCUGGGAGGUGUCGCGUGAACUCAUCCUCCAGCUGGCACCACUGGGCCAGGGAUCCUUCGGCAUGGUGUACGAGGGCAUCCUCAAGUCGUUUGCCGAUGGCGUGGAUCGUGAGUGUGCCAUCAAGACGGUGAACGAGCAUGCCACGGAUCGGGAGCGAACCAACUUCCUCAGCGAGGCCAGUGUCAUGAAGGAGUUCGACACGAAUCAUGUGGUCCGCCUCCUGGGCGUCUGUUCGCGCGGCCAGCCGGCACUGGUGGUCAUGGAGCUGAUGAAGAAGGGCGAUCUCAAGUCGUAUCUGCGCGCCCAUCGCCCCGAGGAGCGGGAUGAGGCUAUGAUGACAUAUCUGCAGCGUAUCGGUGUCACCGGCAAUGUCCAGCCGCCGACGUACGGCAGGAUCUAUCGAAUGGCCAUGGAGAUUGCCGACGGCAUGGCCUACUUGGCGGCCAAGAAGUUCGUCCAUCGUGAUCUUGCCGCUCGUAACUGCAUGGUAGCCGACGAUCUGACCGUCAAAAUUGGAGACUUUGGCAUGACGCGGGACGUCUACGAGACGGACUACUAUCGGAAGGGUAGCAAGGGCCUCCUGCCCGUGAGAUGGAUGGCGCCGGAGAGCUUGCGAGACGGUGUCUACUCCAGUGCCAGUGACGUGUUCAGUUUCGGUGUGGUCCUGUGGGAGAUGGCCACUUUGGCGGCCCAACCAUAUCAGGGUCUGUCCAACGAGCAGGUCCUGCGCUUCGUCAUCGACGGAGGAGUGAUGGAGAGACCGGAGAACUGUCCCGACCUGUUGCAUCGUCUGAUGGAGCGGUGCUGGCGGCAUAGAUCUUCGGCCAGGCCCAGUUUCCUGGACAUUAUUGGUUACCUCGAGGGUCACUGCCCCGAAACGGACUUUAAGGAGGUCUCCUUCUACCACUCGCCGGCUGGGCAGUCGCACCGCGAAAAGGAGCAGAAGGAGCGCAGCCAAAUGGAUGCUCUGGCGACGGUACCGAUCGAUCAGGAUCAACAGGACGGCGACCAGCAGGAGGAUGCCACAACGCCGUUGCGGGUGGGCGAUUUCCAGGACUUCAAGUCGAACAUGGAGCACAACUCGUCGCUGGACCAGCCAGCCGAGAGUCCCAUCGCCAUGGUCAACGACAACUCUACGCAUUCGCCCUUCAGCCUCAACUCCAGAUUCAUUUCGAGCAGUACGCCCGACGGCCAGACGGUGAUGCCCACCGCCUUCCACAAUCUGCCCGCCUCCCAGGGCGAUGAUGCGGCGCCGUACGUUCUACCGGAUGCCGAUGCCCUGGGCGAGGAGAGGGGCUACGAGAUCUAUGAUCCCAGUCCGGUUUACAAUGAUUUGCCGACGAGCCGGAGUGGCAGUACGGGCGGUGGUGGUGGGAAGCUGAGCGGCGAACAGAACCUGCUGCCGAAGAAGUACCGACAGCCGGUGGUGGUGAUGAGCAGCUCCGUGCCGGACGACGUGAUAGGAGGCUCCUCGCUGCAACCAUCCACCGCCUCGGCGGCCAGCUCGAAUGCCAGCUCCCACACGGGUCGCUAUCCCAGCCUGAAGAGGGUGGUGGCCGACACGUUUCGGAACAAGGCCAAUAUGUUCAAUCGCCACCUGUUCAACCACAAGCGCACUGGGAGCAAUGCCAGCCACAAGAGCAAUGCCUCGAAUGCACCCAGCACGAGCAGUAACUCCAAUCUGACCAGCUACCCGGUGGCCAUGGGCAAUCUGGGAACGAUUGAGAGCGGCGGCAGUGGAUCGGCGGGUAGCUAUACGGGCACGCCUCGUUUCUACACUCCCAUGGCUACGCCGGUGGGCGGUGGACUCGCCAUCAGCGACAAUCCCAACUACAAGUUGCUGGACGAGUCGAUGGGCAGCGAACAGGCCACAGUCCUAACCACGAGCAGUCCCAAUCCGAACUACGAAAUGAUGCAUCCGACGGAGGCUAUGAUCAGCGACAAUCCGAACUAUGUGGCCAUGAACGAGCCGCCGGUUCAGAUGGCCGGAGUGACCAUCAGCCACAAUCCCAACUACCAACCGAUGCAGGCGCCGCUGCACAAUCGCCAGACCAGCUCCGACGAGGACAACGAAGACGAGGAUGAGGAGGAGGAGGAGGAUGACGAGGACGAGGACGUCCACGUAGAACACAUCAAGAUGGAGCGAAUGCCGCUGAGUCGUCCCACAUCCCAGAGGACGAACUACAGCCGAACUCCGGGAUCGCGAAGUCGAAGUAGCAGCCAGACGAGACGAUCGCCAACGAAUCCCAACUCUGGCUCCGGAGGAGGAGGAGGCGCCUCGGCCAACAACAUACGCAAGGAGAACUGGCUGAGGCAGCAGAGCACGGCGCGGCCACCGCCUCCGAACGGGUUCAUCGGUCGGGAGGCGUAAUCCCAGAGGGCUAGCUAGUUGUGUAAAUAGAAUAGGGGAGGCGGGCAGAUAGAGAGGGUAGCAGACUUUUGCCGCAAGCCGAGUUGCAACCUGGGGUGGCAAGUUCAUGUCAUUGGUAGGGUUGGACUCAUAGGACAGUUGUGGAUGAUACAGGAUCACUUUGAUUAGGCAAGCACAAGGAUUCAAAAUCUAUAAGUAGAUCGCAUUCGAAAUACCUCAUAAAGAGGUAUCAUUAUUUUUUAUUAGACAAUUUUGAUGUCCUCAUGGAAGAUUAAUUUUUACUGAAUGAAAUUCAUAGAAUUUCUCCGAUUAAGAAAAUUAAAUGAAUUUAAGGAAUGAAAAAAAAAAUAUAAUUUUUAAAGAGUGAUCCAGAAGAUAGUGAUCCAUGAUAGUCCUAUGAUUCUCAAACCAAAAACGAGAAACUAGCGACCCCUAGUAGUACUUGUAUAUAAAAUAUUGCCAAUAGUUUCGAUUAAGCCUAUUUAUGUUUACGUAUUCGUUUAGUAUUUACACAUUUUUUGUUUUGUUUAAAAAAAUGAAUUAGAGAGCAGAAAGUAAAGAACGGAGCAGUGAAAACAGAAAAGAAAAUAGAAGAAAACGAGUAAACAAGUCCUACAUGCAAAUAACAAAAGUACAAAAGCCAACAACCAACCAACCUAAGUACCGUUUAAAUAGACAUACAAAUUCUACCAAUUAUAACUUAUAAAUCAUACCAACUACGUACAUACAUACUAGUACAUAUAUUAAUUAUGAUAAUUUUUAGUACCUACCAAAAUCGCAGCAAUCAGAGGGCGAGGGAAACAAUAGAAAAGCAAUACAGAACCACAAACCACAAAUCAGAACUAGAACCAUAACCAGAACCAAGAUGAUGAAAAGCAAAAAAAUACUGUCUUCACUGAGUUAUAAGGAUACAAAUUAAUUUUAAAUUAUAAAUUUUUAAAUGCGUGACGCAUCGCCUUGCGAGCAACUAACUUUUUAUUUCAUUUACUUCUCGUAUAAAAUUCUUUUCUUUUUAAACGCUUAAAUGUAAUUAUUUAUUUUUGACCCGCAACCUGUACAUAGAAAUGUAUAACUGAAAGAAAAAAAAGAGAAAAAAAAAGGCAAAAGUUCAGGCUCCUUGUUGUGGGGAAUAGGACUAUAAGUAUCUAUAACUAUAUCCUCAGAUCAGGUCUAUAUAGCUAUAUGACUAUCAGAGAGCGCAGCAAGCAAAGGAGAAAACUUUUGUUUCUAAUUUUGUUCUAAAUUAAUUUGCGUUGAAGCCAAGCUUCGGAAGAAAAUUUCAAAAUAAUUAAGAAGAAUUAAGAAGAUAUAACGUAAUUUCAAAAAACAGAGAGCUUAAGUAACUGAUGCAUCAUAAUUAUUGUAUACAAUCUGCUGUCGUUUUUUAUACAAAAAAAAAAAAAAAAAAGAAAAUUAAUAAUGCUAUAUACGAUGAGGAAAAUUUAGAUAAAUCCAAUAGACUCAAAUACAACAUUUUUUCAACUAGACCUAAUUAAUUAAUAAUCUGCCAUACGCCAUUAACUCAAAUAUGAACAAGAAACCGGACGGAUUUUUUUCUAUAUUAUUUAAUUAUUCAAAUGAAAUAGUACAUAGUCAAAACAAUAGACAAAUUCUAUAUCGAUUGUACCCCAUAGAUAUAUUUACACACACACACAAAAACACACCCACACACCUACACAUUAAUUAAGAACUGAACGUGAUAUGUUUGCUGAGUGUACUAUCCUGACAGUUCUAGGAUGAUGAUUUCUUGAAAAAAAAAAAAAAAAAACAAACUGAAUCACACACAACAUUCUCUAACAGUCCAAUAUAAAAAGCAAUAGUUGACUUUUUUAUCAAGUCCAACCAUAUAUAUGAUUACCGUUAAUCAGCAAACAGCAACAGUAACAGUAAUAGUAACAGUAACAGUAACAGUAAUAGUAACAGUAACAGUAAAAAAUUUAAUAUUUAACGACAACAACUGCAACAAAUGGAAUUUUUAAACGAAAAAACAACAACAAAAGUAUUCGAUAUUUGCCUUCGCUCUUUAUAUUAUUAUAUUUAACUACUAUAUACAUAAAUAAUUAAUUAACUACCAAUUAAUAGAAUGAAAAGUGAAAACGAAAACGACACACAUGAGCAUGAUGUGUAAAGUUUUUUGUUUUUUUGUUUAUUUUUUUUUAUACAUACUAUAUAUGCAAAGCGAAAACAUGGAAACUAAAUAUUUAAAUGAAUUAUACAAAAAAACGCUUAGAUUGUAAACAUUGUAGGAAUUAGUGAGAGGGAAAGUGAGGAAAUUAGUGAGAGAAAGCCGGCUGCAGAAAGGCUUCAAAUAAUUAAAAAAACAAAAAAUACAAAAAACAAAACAAAAAGGAAGAAAAGAACUAGUGCUAAUUAUAUAAACAAAACUGGGAAGCAAGCGAUAUUUACACUGAAAAAAAAAAAAUUAAAAAUACAAAAGAAAAACAAAAAAGAAACACAAACGUAAAAAAUUAAAUUAACUAUGUAAUACGCUAAAUAUAUAACGAAAUAGAUAUUGUACACACACACAUGCACACAGAUACCCAUAUACACGCAUUACAUAACACAUAUAUAUACACACAUACACACACACACACACUAAAAAGACUGAAAGAUAUAGUUCCUUUUGUUUUUAUGUACAUAAUGAGGAAAAGAAAAAAGAGAAAUUGUAACAAAAAUUGUAAACUUAAAGCGAUGAUAGGAGGAGGGUGGUCGUAAAAACAAUUAAUGGAAUUAUACAUUAAACAAGUUAAAUUAAAUGAAAAAAUUUAUAAAAUGAUAAAAGAAGCAGCAAAGCAUUAUGCAACAUUAUGUAACAUGUAACAUUUAGUAGUCGAAUUAACUAAAUUUUGUAACAUAAAGUGGACAUGUGAGCGCAUUCGCGACAACGCCAAAUAUCAAUUUAUUAUAUAGCGAUAUAUAUCCAGGAUCGUUUGGCCGUUUUUCGCUGCUUUAAUGUACAUAAAUGCAAACAUUUGAAUAAACAGUACCAUUUAAACAACUUAUUGUAAACUAAAUACCCAUAAAUAUUGUAAACAAAACAGAAAAUGAGCAAAAAAAAAAAAACAGAAAAGCUUCAAUAUUUUUAUUAUUUCUAAUUAAAGAUAAUUGUAAAAAUAAUGCUAAGUUAAUUGUUUCCUGUUUGUUUAAGCAAAAAAAAAAAAAAGUAAUAAAAUUAAAAAAAGGAAAUAUAAAUAAACUGCAACAACUAUA